Molecule: messenger RNA, 866 nt
Organism: Pneumocystis murina B123
Lineage: Eukaryota; Fungi; Ascomycota; Pneumocystomycetes; Pneumocystales; Pneumocystaceae
Product: prohibitin-1
Exons: 6
Coding region: 1-843 (280 amino acids)
Biological process (GO): mitochondrion organization
Cellular component (GO): mitochondrion; membrane
Source: RefSeq, a predicted model, not a curated record
AUGGCACAUAUUCUUGAUAAACUUUCUCGGUUAGCCAUACCGAUAGGUUUUUCUCUGGCUAUUGGACAAGCAUCAAUGUAUGAUGUUAGAGGAGGUUCCCGAGCUGUGAUUUUUGACAGAUUUGUUGGAAUAAAAAAAGAAGUAAUAGGAGAAGGAACACAUUUCCUUAUUCCAUGGCUUCAAAAAGCUAUUAUUUAUGAUGUGAGAACAAGACCUCGGAACAUUGCAACAACGACAGGAAGCAAAGAUCUGCAAAUGGUUUCUUUAACACUUCGUGUAUUGUAUCGCCCAGAUGUAGUGAAACUUCCAAAGAUCUAUCAAUCUUUGGGUCUUGAUUAUGACGAAAGAGUACUUCCAUCAAUUGGGAAUGAAGUCUUGAAAUCAAUUGUGGCACAAUUUGAUGCGGCAGAACUAAUUACACAAAGGGAGAUCGUUUCAUCAAAAGUUCGAGAAGAUCUUGUAAAACGUGCAUCAGAAUUUGGUAUUCAACUAGAGGACGUAUCUAUUACACAUAUGACAUUUGGCCAAGAAUUCACAAAAGCUGUUGAACAAAAACAAAUUGCACAGCAAGAUGCUGAACGUGCAAAAUUCACCGUCGAAAAGGCAGAACAAGAACGUCAAGCAUCUGUAAUUCGUGCAGAAGGAGAGGCAGAAGCCGCUGAAACAGUAUCAAAAGCACUUCAACGUGCUGGUGACGGACUAAUUUCGAUCCGAAGAAUCGAAGCAAGCAAAGAAAUUGCAGCUGUUCUUGCAAAUGCUAAGAAUGUAACAUAUCUUCCAGGACAACACUUAGGAGCAAAAGAAGGCGCAUUACAAGGGGCAAAUUAUCUUUUAAAUCUAUAACUAGAACGCUAUUAAAUAAAACA